Molecule: messenger RNA, 3511 nt
Organism: Daphnia pulicaria
Lineage: Eukaryota; Metazoa; Arthropoda; Branchiopoda; Diplostraca; Daphniidae
Product: ABC transporter G family member 20-like
Exons: 12
Coding region: 998-3202 (734 amino acids)
Biological process (GO): transmembrane transport
Cellular component (GO): membrane; ATP-binding cassette (ABC) transporter complex
Molecular function (GO): ABC-type transporter activity; ATP binding; ATP hydrolysis activity
Source: RefSeq, a predicted model, not a curated record
UUUCCGGCGUAUCUUUUCUUUUGCGACCCACAAUGGAUGAUGCCGGUGAUCCAUCACCUCGCAGAAUGACACGACAGCCGCCAUUUUAUCGGUCAUCGUCCGACUUGAAAGUUCUGCCUUAUACGCAACAUUCGAAUAUUUAGGUCCAAUAGAAAAAAAGGUCUCAGAUUCUGGGUUAGGCAAUCUGCUUGGCAUUCUGAAUUCGUACGUUCCCCAACCAAUUCUAUGGCCCUCGCUGCAUCCUCAAAACUUAUUUGUGUAUGCGCCGUUAUUUAUCAUGACGGUGCAAGUUAAAGAAUAAUAAACUCAUGCCUUUCUUUUUAAGGAGAACUUUCAGGGAUUACAGCACUUUGAAUUGCGUCAGACCUUACUGCGAUCGUCGUUUUAAUUAUAUGAUCUUGUCAAUAUUUAAUUUGAGUUUUGAAAUCCAAUUUCGCUUUUUAAAAAAAUAUGAUUGACGCGGACGUGAGGUACGUGCGUGAGCUCGGACAUACCAGUUAUGUCUAGGCAAGUAUAGCUUUCUCCUUUUUUGGCGUUUUUACAUUUAUUCGUGUAGAGUUUGAAAUCACGUAUGCGUGAAAUGCGGAAGGGACUCCCCUCCCAAAUAUGGCUGCUCAACAACAAAAAAAGGCCUGUCCUCUAUACGUUCGUUACUUGUGUAAAUGGCCAAAAAAAAAAGAAUUUAGGUCUAACAAGUCGGUGAGGGCCCACUGGCCACCUCCAAGGAAUAACGGGAUAAAUACAAGAAAUUCAAACCUCCUUUUCAUACACCUGAACAACUCAUCACAAAACAGUUUGGCUCGAGUGUAGCUCCUCCGCCAAAUAUAAUAUAAGAUUUCUCCGCUGUUUGCUCUUUGUUCAGACUGGUUCUCUCCACUUGUGCCCGUAGCUAACAAUCAUCAAGACUCGUAUUUCAGCUCUCACUUUCUCUGUGAUUACACCUGCAAGGAAAAGUGCCGUCAACAUUAAUUAUUGCGUAAGAGAAGAUUGUCGAGAAAUGAAGAAAAGUGUCGAACUCUCGUCGGAGGUGUUUCUGACGUCACACCGGUUGGAUCAUAGUGAUGAAACAAAUAAUAAUAAUGGUGGGGUUGCUGAUGGUGUCGUCGUACGCAAUGCGAUUAAAAGUUACGGUGUCGGAAGUAAUCGCUACGUAAUACUAAACGGAUUAAACAUGACAGUGAAAAAAGGGACAAUUUACGGAUUGCUGGGGGCCAGCGGCUGCGGUAAGACAACGCUGUUAAGUUGUCUCGUCGGCCGACGAACCUUAAAUAACGGAGAGGUACUCGUCCUGGGACAUGAGCCGGGCUCUCCUAACAGCGGAAUUCCCGGACCGCAGGUCGGCUACAUGCCACAGGAAUUGGCGCUGUACGACUAUUUUACCAUCAAGGAGACCCUGGAAUAUUUCGGGCGCAUUUACAAAUUGAAAAGUGCUUUUGUGAAAUCGCAAUUGAAGUUUCUGUCCAAUUUAUUGGAUCUGCCCCCGUGUGAUCGUUACGUCAAGACGCUGAGUGGCGGACAGCAGCGACGCGUCUCGUUCGCCGUCGCUUUGUUUCACGAUCCUGAUUUGCUCAUCUUGGACGAACCGACAGUUGGCGUUGAUCCUUUACUGAGUAACAGUAUUUGGAAUCAUCUUGUGCGUCUGAGUGUUGACCAUGGAAAAACGGUGAUCGUCACAACUCACUACAUCGAAGAAGCAAGACAAUCUCACACGAUUGGAAUGAUGCGAUCCGGCCGUUUGCUGGUCGAAGAGUCGCCGGCAAAUUUGUUGAGAGAUUACGGACUUUCUUCACUAGAAGAUGUUUUCCUGAAGCUUUGCCUGAAAGACGAUGGCAAUGUUCCAGCCGGCCAAUCGACUGAAUCCAAUCUUGUAGCUUUAAAAGACACUGACCAAAUCAGUGCCCAACAGCCACCAAAUGGACAUGUAAACAUGUCCGUCCCACAAGUAAGAAUUCCGUCUUCCAGCAAACGACCAUCUUUUAAAAUGACAAUGCCAUCUCCUCAUCGGGUAGGCGCACUCAUCCGGAAAAAUUAUUUGCUGUCGUUUCGAAAUAUCGGGAUAUUUUUGUUCACGUACUUGUUGCCGGCCUUGCAAGCAGCCCUAUUCAAUGUGACCCUUGGGCACGAGCCAAUGGGCCUGAAAAUGGCCGUCGUCAAUGAAGAAAUCGAUUCGAGUCUGGGCCGCGUUUGCAACUACACGACGGAUUGCGCUUAUUCGAUGCUCAGCUGUCGCUACCUUCGCUACAUCAAUAACAACAUCAUUCAGGUUCCAUAUGAGAAUGUAUCCGCCGCUAUAGAAGCGGGAAGACAUGGGAAAGUCUGGGGUGUCAUCCACUUCGGGAAGAAUUUCACUCAAGAAUUUGAGAUGCGACAGUCGAACGGCGAUUCGGCGGAAUUGGACAAUAUCAUCCGCAGUCGAAUCAGCAUCAACAUGGAUUCUUCCAAUCAGCAGAUUGACGUGUUUAUUGAAAAAUGGCUAGUGGAAGCAUUUGAAAAUUUUAUUCAAGAUUUCUUGAAGGUCUGCGGAAACGUACCGGAAGCUGGUUACUUGCCUAUCGUGUUUCUCGAUCCAGUUUAUGGCCAGAAAAAUACCCCUUUCACUGAAUUUAUGGCCCCCGGUCUUAUUAUCUCGAUUGUGUAUAAUAUGGCUGUGGCCUUAACAGCCGGUGUUUUCAUUACUGAAAGAAAACAAGGACUCAUCGACCGCAGUCUAGUGGCAGGUGUUCAAAUGCCUGAGAUUCUGUUGAGCUACUUGAUAAACCAGUUUACCAUCAUCAUUGGCCAAACCGCUUUGGUGUACCUGUUCAUGUUAAUGGUGUUCAAGAUUCCUUGCCAGGGCGAUUUGGCACUAGCCAUUUUGAUCACUCUUCUCCAAGGGCUUGUCGGCAUUUCUUUCGGCCUGCUGAUAUCCACCGGAUGCGAUAACGAAAUGGGAGCCCUUUCACUCUCGCAGGCCAGUUUUCUUCCGUUGUUAGUUAUAAGUGGAAUUUGCUGGCCGAUUGAGGGUAUGCCUUUCUACCUGCGCAAAAUCGCAUACGCCAUGCCCUUGACGUACGCCAUCGAAUCUGUCAGAUGCAUUUUCGCAAGAGGCUGGGGUGUGGAGCAGCCCAACGUCUACGCCGGAAUUUUAGUUAGUUGCGGAUGGAUUUUGACUUUUCUCGUUCUCUGCUUGGUUGUCGCUCGCGUCCGCAACUCUUCCAGUUAAUAGAACAUUUUACUUUGGCCAGUUCCAGUGAAGUAUUCUGCUGAUUGAAUUAGAAUUCUAUCCUCCCCCCCCCCCCUGCGCUCUUUUAUUAUGGCUAUUCUAUGUGCAGGCAUAUGUUGUGUUACUAAAUAAUUCUAUUAAUAGCCCCUAGAAUAACCACAAUUUUUACAUUCGUUUGGUUGGAAUUUUGGCUAACUGAAUAUUUUACAUUUUACUACUAGCUCAGCGGUAAAAUGAAUUAACUACCUGUACGUACGUGUAAAUUUAGAAUAUGUAUGCACAAUAGAUUAGCCCAUGUAUACACCGUUA